This is a messenger RNA of Myotis davidii, 6462 nucleotides long. It is a transcript of the gene COL24A1, whose product is annotated as collagen type XXIV alpha 1. Lineage: Eukaryota; Metazoa; Chordata; Mammalia; Chiroptera; Vespertilionidae. Gene Ontology annotation, molecular function: extracellular matrix structural constituent. The coding region runs from base 228 to 5141 and encodes 1637 amino acids. The transcript has 58 exons. The record is from RefSeq and is a predicted model, not a curated record.
CCAUCUUCUUCCCUCCCCCCAUCCCUUUCUCCUCCCAGGCCCGAAGCAGAAGACUCUACUGGAGUCACAGAGUCGCCUUUGAACCGCAAGUGAACUUGAGGGCUGCACUCGCAGCUGAGCUGCUGCUGCUGCCGGCGCCCCGCCGCCCGCCAUACCUGCACCCUUAGCAGAACGGAGCUGGCUUCUGUUUUCCGUUAGCGCUUCGCUGCACGGACAAAUGCAUACAAAUGCAUUUGGGAGCCCACAGGACAAGGCGUGGAAAGGUCUCCCACACGGCAAAAACGAAACUGCUUCUUCCUUUUAUUGUGCUAUGUGUGGCAGGGGCUGCUGUUCAUGCACAAGAACAAGGCAUAGAUAUUCUUCAUCAACUAGGCCUUGGAGGCAAAGAUGUAAGACACUCAUCAUCAGUGACUGCUACACCAUCAUCAUCUACACCACUACCUCAGGGAGUCCAUAUAACAGAAUCAGGUGUCAUUUUAACAAAUGACGCUUACAUUGAGUCACCUCUCAGGAAAAUUUUACCAGUCGACUUAGAACAGCCAUUUACAAUAUUAAUUGGAUUACAGUCACAUAAAGUAAACAAUGCAUUUCUCUUCAGCAUUAGAAAUAAAAAUAGACUGCAAUUAGGAGUUCAAUUAUUACCUAAGAAAGUAGUGGUACACCUUGGAGGAAAGCAGUCUAUAUUUUUCAACUAUAGUGUUCAUGAUGAGCGAUGGCACUCAUUUGCCAUCACUAUUAGAAACCAACUGGUCUCGAUGUUCGUGGAGUGUGGAAAGAAAUCUUUUAGCAGAGAGACUCUUUUGGAACUUCAGACAUUUGAUUCUAACAGUGUGUUCACCUUAGGAAGUAUGAACAAUGAUUCUGUCCAUUUUGAAGGAAUAGUAUGUCAGUUGGAUAUUAUUCCUACUGCAGAAGCAUUUGCCAACUAUUGCAGAUAUGUGAAACAGCAGUGCCGCUCUGGGACAAGCCUUCUUCACACAACUAUCAUACCCGCUAAGAUACUAGAAAACGCUGCCUUACCUAAACCAUUUGGUGAACAUAUACUGUCAGGAGACACACUUACCAAAGGCACAAACACUCCAAAUAUUAUCAACAAUGAAUCUGCAAUGGCAUAUAAACAACAAGAACACCAGACAUCAAGGUCUCAGUUGACUUUUCUUCACCCAGGGAAUGUCUCUGCUAUGGAUCUUGAGAGCCAUGGGAUUCGGGACAAAGAAAUAAUCACUGAGGAACAUACUCAGGCAAAUCGAAGCCUGUCAGCGACCCAUCAUCUCCUCAGUAAGGCAAGAAUAAAUACCCAGGAGAAAUUUAGUUCUCUCUCAAAUGUGUCCAGCAAUUUAACACAACAUAAUGAUAGAGUAACUGGGCUGAUUCUGUUUGAGAAGAUAUCAUCUAUUCUUCCACAUAAAAAACAAGGUACAGCUAUUAAUGGUAAGAAGGCUAUCAGGGCAAAUCUACAAACUAAUGAACUCAUGGAACUGCAACAGAUUUUAAAUACAACCUUGUAUAGAGUGACAGAUGAGCCGUCUGUGGAUAAUUACCUGGAUCUAAGGACGGAAAGUGAAAUUGAUCCUGAUGCUACUUAUCCCAUUGAAAAUAGCUAUGAAACUGAGCUUUAUGACUACUAUUACUACGGUGAGGAUCUGAAUACAAUGCUCAAAAUGGAGAAUCUCAGAGGGCCAAAAGGGGACACUGGACCUCCCGGUCCGCCUGGUCCAGCAGGUAUCCCAGGUCCCUCAGGAAAGAGAGGCCCACGGGGCAUACCAGGACCACAUGGAAAUCCUGGAUUGCCUGGAUUACCAGGUCCAAAGGGCCCCAAAGGAGAUCCAGGGUUUUCCCCAGGUCAGGCUACUUCUGGACAAAAGGGUGACCAAGGCUUGUCUGGCUUAGUGGGCCCCCCUGGUGUGCAAGGUGACAAGGGUCUCAAAGGAUAUCCAGGCCUCCCAGGACUCCGAGGUGAACCAGGAAUUCCGGGAUUCACUGGAAAUAUUGGUUCACCUGGUUACCCUGGCAGGCAGGGUCUAGCUGGCCCAGAAGGUAAUCUAGGUCCUAAAGGUGUACGAGGUUUCAUUGGUUCUCCUGGGGAAGCAGGACAGCUGGGGCCUGAAGGAGAGAGGGGUGUUCCUGGGAUUCGUGGAAAGAAGGGUCUUAAAGGAAGACAGGGUUUUCCAGGUGACUUCGGAGAGAGAGGCCCCGCUGGUCCUGAUGGUAGCCCUGGACUUGUAGGUAGCAUUGGUCCUCCUGGAUUUCCUGGGCUUAGAGGCAGUACUGGCCUAGUGGGGCCAAUUGGACCUUCUGGAAUUCCUGGCCCAAAGGGUCUUUCAGGAAAUAAGGGCGUUCCUGGAAUCAAAGGUGAUAAGGGGGAACAAGGCGUGGCAGGGGAGCCCGGAGAGCCAGGGUAUCCUGGAGACAAGGGCACUACUGGUUUUCCAGGACCACCAGGCGUGAGAGGGAAGCCGGGACCUUCAGGCAAAGCAGGUGACCCAGGACCCCAAGGACCAUCUGGCCUUCCAGGACCAGAGGGUUUUCCAGGUGAUAUUGGUAUUCCUGGACAAAAUGGCCCUGAAGGAUCAAAGGGAGUCCUUGGAAAUAGAGGACCUCCUGGACCUUCUGGUGUCAAAGGAACUCAGGGAGAAGAAGGACCAAUGGGACCCGUUGGAGAACUAGGGCCACGAGGAGAAGUGGGAGAUCAAGGAAACAUUGGAAAGAUUGGUGAAACAGGAGAGCGUGGAAGUCCAGGCCCAGUAGGUCCCCAGGGAGAGAAGGGUGCUAUGGGAUAUCCAGGUCCUCCUGGGGUCCCAGGACCCGUGGGUCCACCUGGCUUACCUGGUCAUGUUGGUGCAAGAGGACCACCUGGGAGUCAAGGUCCUAAAGGACGAAGAGGACCAAGAGGAACAGACGGUCUCUCUGGGGAACAAGGUAUACAGGGUGCCAAGGGUGAAAAAGGAGAUCAAGGGAAAAGAGGACCUUCCGGUCUUACUGGUAAGACUGGAAACCCUGGAGAGAGAGGAGUUCAAGGGAAACCAGGUUCACAAGGACCUCCUGGGAGUACUGGAGACAGGGGACUUGCAGGAGAACCAGGACCGCGAGGACUGCAAGGCGAUGCUGGGCCUCCUGGAGAAAUGGGUGCUGAGGGACCUUCAGGUAUUGAGGGAGAGUCUGGUCUACAAGGAGAGCCAGGUGCAAAGGGAGGUGUUGGACCUGCAGGCACUGCUGGAGUUACUGGGGAGCCAGGGUUACGGGGUGAGCCUGGAGCUCCUGGAGAAGAAGGUCUCCAAGGAAAAGAUGGAUUAAAGGGACCUGAAGGAAUUGUGGGAAUUCCAGGACAGAGAGGUCAUUCGGGAAAAAAGGGUGAUAAAGGACAGAUAGGGCCCACAGGAGAAAUCGGCAGCAGAGGCGCCCCUGGACAGACGGGGGAAAGUGGUCCUAAGGGCGCCAGAGGAACCAGAGGUGCCGUGGGACAUUUAGGAUUAAUGGGACCUGAUGGAGAACCAGGAAUUCCAGGAUAUAGAGGCCAUCAAGGUCAACCAGGACUUUCUGGGUUGCCAGGACCUAAAGGAGAAAAGGGUUAUCCAGGAGAAGAUAACACAGUCCUAGGACCACCUGGGCCUCGAGGUGAACCAGGUCCAAUGGGGGAACAAGGAGAGAGAGGAGAGCCUGGAGAAGAGGGAUAUAAGGGUCAUAUGGGUAUACCAGGAUCAAGAGGUGCCACUGGACAACAAGGGCCUCCAGGUGAGCCGGGUGACCAAGGUGAACAAGGACUAAAAGGAGAGAGAGGAUCUGAAGGCCCGAUGGGGAAAAAAGGAGCUCCUGGUGCUUCUGGAAAACCUGGGAUUCCUGGGUUUCCCGGCCUACCUGGGCCGAAGGGCCUGCAAGGACACCGAGGGACAGAUGGCAUUUCAGGAAACCCUGGAAAAGUGGGGCUCCCCGGAAAACAGGGACUUCCUGGCAUCAGAGGCAGCCCAGGAAGAACGGGACUGGCUGGGUCUCCAGGUCCUCGUGGAGCAAAGGGUUCACCAGGCCUGCCGGGAAGCCCAGGAAUCCUAGGCCCAAAGGGUGAACAAGGGCUACCUGGUCAACCUGGAAUUCAAGGUAAAAGGGGUCACCGAGGAGCCCAAGGUGAUCAAGGACCAUGUGGAGAGCCUGGCCUGAAAGGGCAGCCUGGAGAACACGGUGUUCAAGGUUUGACAGGUUUCCAAGGAUUCCCAGGCCCCAAAGGUCCUGAGGGAGAUGUUGGUGUUGUUGGAAUAUCAGGUCCUAAAGGUCCUAUUGGACAGAGAGGAAACACUGGCCCCCUUGGCAGAGAAGGUAUAACAGGCCCAACAGGUAGAACUGGACCCAGAGGUGACAAAGGCUUUAGAGGUGAAACUGGUCCCCAAGGACCAAGAGGUCAACCAGGGCCUCCUGGUCCACCUGGAGCACCAGGCCCAAGAAAACAAAUGGAUAUCAAUGCUGCUAUUCAAGCCUUGUUUGAAUCACAUACUGCCCUACAGAUGGAGAGCUACCAGAAUACUGAAGUGACUUUAAUUGACUACAGUGCAGAGAUAUUCAAAACCCUGAGCUACCUUAGCAAUUUACUGCACAGCAUCAAGAAUCCUCUUGGCACACGCGAUAACCCAGCACGAAUCUGCAAAGAUUUGCUCAACUGUGAACACAAAGUAUCAGAUGGAAAAUAUUGGAUUGAUCCAAAUCUCGGAUGCCCUUCAGAUGCCAUUGAGGUUUUCUGCAAUUUCAGUGCCGGUGGUCAGACAUGUUUAUCUCCCGUUCCUGUGUCAAAGUUGGAGUUUGGAGUUGGAAAAGUCCAGAUGAAUUUUCUUCAUUUACUGAGCUCAGAAGCCACCCAAAUCAUCACCAUUCACUGUCUAAACACUACAGUGUGGACAAGUGCUCAGACGCGUGGCUCAGGACUGCCUAUUGGUUUCAAGGGAUGGAGUGGCCAGAUUUUUGAAGAAAACACUCUACUUGAACCUAAAGUGCUUUCAGAUGACUGCAAGAUUCAAGAUGGCAGGUGGCAUAAGGCAAAAUUCCUUUUUCACACCCAGGACCCUAAUCAACUUCCAGUAAUUGAAGUACAAAAACUUCCUCAUCUCAAAGCUGAACGGAAGUACUACAUUGAAAGCAGUGCUGUGUGCUUUCUCUAAGGUCUCUGAAUUAGUUCUGAAUUCAUGCUGUUGGCCAGGUAAUUGCUGCAGAGGGGAAAAUAUAGACAGACAGAUACUAUCAUUAUGAAAUGCAUGGAAUAAAGCAUUGGCUAAAUCAUAAAGAAUCUCAGGAAGAAAAGACUUUCUCCUAAAAGGGAGAAAAGUCAUUCUUUAAAGGACUAUAAUUGAUAAAGUAUUUAAUUUUUUAAAAAAAUUAUAUUGAUCUGAGCUUUCUUAGAGAAUUCCCUAGAACUGAAGAUUUAUAAACAUGGAAUUCUUCAGGGUAGCCUCUAUUUUUUGACUGAGAGCAAAGUACCCAUUAGACAGCUGGAGGUGCAGAGCACUAGGGAGCAAUACUGGCUAAUGCUCCCAAAUGUGCAAUGCUUCUGUCUAAAAUUAUAAACCACAGUGUAAUAUGUCUUAUUUUCCCAAAUACUAAGCUGUAUUCAGGUCCCCAGUGGGCAUAUACAUCUUAGCCGGUGGUACACUACCUCUUACGUGUUGCCUUUUUGUGUUGCUUGGUGCUCUUUCUGAAACAAGGUGCUUGUGGCUUUUGUAGACAAGCUUAUUUCUAUGUCUUUGUCAUCCUUUAAGAGUAUAUGUACUGGUUACAUCAAGAUCUGUUUUGGUUGUUAGUACUUAUUUUAAUUUGUUUGAUCACAUAUUAACAGGUAAAACAUUAUUUAUGUGAAGUCAUUGUUCUAUUUUAAAAUUCUCUUUGUGGAUAGGAAUCAAAGCCAGUACAUUGUAACCUGUGCUUAUCACAAGAGAAUUGGGAAGUUUCUUUUGUUCUUGUUUUAUUUUUUUAGUUGUAAAAAAUUGUUAUAGGCCAGCUACAUCCAGUAGUAGGUUUGGGUUAGAGUUUGGGGGUUGUGAUAUACUAUUUUUAAAAACCCAUGAUCAUCUGGAAUGAUACUUUAUGUAUAUAUAUUUUGUAAAGUUUUAAUUCAGCAAAUCUUUUGAAAUUGCUGCUGUUUUAAAUUAUAAAAACUUUAUAUUUCUGCUUUAUAGAAAUUAUAUAUUUUGUAGUAUUCUUUGAUUUUCUUUUACUGUUCUUAAGUUUCAUGUGUUGGGACCUAAAAGAAUUCAACUUACUAGGCUUUAAAGCAACAUCCAGGAAAAAGUAACACAGUCUUUUGCCAUUUAAAAUAGACUCAGCCAAUUUAGACUUCCCUUGUUGGCAGAGAAAUGUUAGUUCAAUAUGAAAAGAAAAAUAUUAUACUUUUGGUAUAUAGAAAAGCUUGUACAUAUGUUAUAAGCAUAGCUUUAGCCACAGCAAACCACAAUUACCUAUCUAUAAUAAAAAUGUGCUUUAAAUCUU